Messenger RNA from Trichoderma asperellum CBS 433.97, 633 nucleotides. Lineage: Eukaryota; Fungi; Ascomycota; Sordariomycetes; Hypocreales; Hypocreaceae. The record is from RefSeq and is a predicted model, not a curated record.
AUGCGAGCAGUGCAUCCGUACAAAAUCUCGCUGCACGUUGACGAAGCCCAAAUACUCUUCAUCCACGCUAAUCAAACGCAGGCAAGCCUGAAAACUGCAAAUAAUCUCCUUGCAUCUGCACAAGCCUUUGUGAUCUAUGCGAUUCUAUGCUUGUUUCCCGAUGAAAACUCUGUGCAAUACGAAAUCAACGAGGAAAAGCUCAUCUUAGAUAUCUCUGAGAUUUCGCUGCGGCUUGCAUCCAGCGGUUUGGCUUUGCACGAAGAAACAACUGGCGAGGGCAAAAUUUCCCAAUGGCACGACUGGACAAUGAUGUCGGCGAAGAGGCGUACGAUACUAACUAUUUAUAUGCUGACUUGGGCAUGGUCCGUUUGGCGUAAUUAUCCUUCCUUUUACUGCCAUGAACUACAGUUGAUGCUUGCACCGUCUCCGAAGGCACUUUGGCAAGCCCCGACGGAGACAGAGUGGCUACCGCUGUACCAGAAGUGGUUUCAGAAGUGGGGGGGAGAUGGGUACAGGAUUGGAGAAUUGCUUUCAAUUUCGCCAAAGCACAUCGUAGACAGGAGGACAGAGGAUUGGUUAGAAGAGGUUGAUGAAUUCGGCAUGUUGUUAAUGUCACAAGUAAAUGGUAUAUAA